Molecule: messenger RNA, 426 nt
Organism: Prorocentrum cordatum
Lineage: Eukaryota; Dinophyceae; Prorocentrales; Prorocentraceae
Source: the annotation of a GenBank genome assembly
AUGUGUCCCAGGUCCCUCCGCGAGGCGGCCGGCGCGAGCUUGUUUUUCGGGGGAGACUGGGGGGGGGGGCUCUUGCGGCUGACGGCCUUUUGCCUGAUUGUGCCAGGCACGCUCUCAGUGAUCCGUCGCCUGGCGCGAUUCGGGCGUGCUCCUCUGCGCGUGGUCCCCAGAUGUCUGGGCGACGUGCUCACCUCGGCAGAGCCUUCGAGGCUUGUGGCAGCCGCCGGCUGCCUCGUGCCCUGGGAGCACUCGCCUGCCACACGUCCGUUCAGUACAGACGCGUGCGCCCUUUGCGUCGAGUCGCAGCUUUCCGACGAAGACGGGGGCCAGGAGCGGCGGGCUGGUAGUAUGGCAGGGCAUCCGAGUCUGGCACGGCAGCGGUCCGAGGCUCCACUGCUGGAGCGGCAGAGUGGGAGCGGCUCCUGA